AUGGCAGCGGCGAUCGAUGCCGAUGUGGUUCACGGGUUCAUCAUGCUGGGCGAUUUGGAAGGCUUGCGGGCGUUCGCGCCUCCCAAGUUCGACUGGACUCAGGCCAUAGGUGAGAAGGAGCUACUUGCACUGAUGUAUGUGAUUCAUUACAACCUUGCUCAGACAGAAGCCUUGCAAAAGCAAAGCCUUAAGAUGGUGGAAUGGCUCCUCAAGGUUGGAGCUGAUCCUCGACAGAAGCUUCCGGCCGAUCACCCUUUUCGAUGGCAGAUUCACAAGAACAGCAACCCGGAAGCUACGAAGCUCAUAGUUGCAUAUGGUGGGCAUUCUGCUGUUUCGCUUGCUUUUGCCUAUCUUCAGCAAGCGCAGAAGCGCACUGUCACAGGCAACGCGGACUGGUCACAACUGGAGGCGCAUCUCAAAGCCGUCCUUGCGAUUCUCUCGAGCUCCGCUGCAGCUAACAGCUCCUAUGGUGCAGAUGUCACAGUGCCUCGGAGUACCUUGGACUUGUGGGAGUCAAUGCGUGACUUGACCAUCUCGCAUAGAGUGAUUUUCGAAUGCUCAGACGGAAAGGUGUCGGCACACGACCAGGUCUUGAUGUUAGCUUCGCCCGUCUUGAAAGCCAUGCUCACGUCUGCAAUGAAGGAGGGCUCCAACUGGCUCAUUCAAGUUAAGGAUUCCUCAUCCUCGGGCGUCUCGCUCUUCCUGGAUCUGCUGUACACAAGCUCCACCCGUGAAGACCCCGACCACAGGACCAUGCUGGAGGCUUUGGACUUGGCCCACCGUUGGCAAAUCCAUGGAGUUGUGCGGACCCUGUGCAAGGCACUGUGUGACAUGAUCGAUGCCAAAAGCUUUGUGGCUGUCGCAGAGACUGCGUCACUCAAAGGGUUGGAUAUGCUAGCGAGAGCCUGUGUGCACUUCGGCUCCCAAGACGAGGAAGUCCAGGCGAUGCUCCAGAAAGGCAGUCUCCCGGCAGCUGUUCGGAAGCUGUUAGAGCCCGCGCAUGCAAUCAGUGGGGAGCAAGAUUGGAAGAGGCGAAGGGUUUUCUGCUGA
Molecule: messenger RNA, 1050 nt
Organism: Symbiodinium necroappetens
Lineage: Eukaryota; Dinophyceae; Suessiales; Symbiodiniaceae
Source: the annotation of a GenBank genome assembly